UUGUUUAUCUCACAUAGUUUUUUAUGGCACAGAAUCUACCUGCGUCAUAGACAGAGAAAACAUAGAGUAAAACCUAAUAUACUCCCAACAGAGUAUACACAUUGAGGUGCUGGGGGUUUUCCCUCCCCCACCCCCUCCCCUCUCUCGCUAUCUUGUUAUCAACGAAAUAGUUUUGUUAAUUACACACGUUCAGCGAACUUGAAAUUCGUUAAAAAGUUGCCAAGCGAGGCGAUUAAAGCCAAAUAUUUGGCUACGAAUUUGGGUCAGCUGGCAAUUUGGCCUGACAACCCGUGACAACCCUGGCCGCAACUCUGGUCACGUGAAUUUCCCAAAAACUAAAAAGCCAUCAGCUGUCGCUUCAUUAUGAUGCUAAUUGCGAGCGGGCCGAGCAAAGAGAACGAAUGAGAAGAAAAAAAAGUGAAGAGGAAAACAAACAGAGCUGAGGAUUAGCUCAGCAAGGCGCAAAUGAUAUGCAACGUGCCGCAUGUAGCAUGCAACAUAGUGCACGGGGCCGCAUGCCGGACCCGGCUACUCCGACUGUCACUUGACCCAUAAACAGUUCGUUUCGCCUAAUCCCGUUAUGCAUGCAUCGGGAUUAGCGUGUGAAAACAAGAGUCCUGCGGGCCAGCCGUUGUCGACUUUACGACACUUUUUAGGUAAUGAAUGGGAUUAGAGUUUUUUUUUCUUUUAAUCCACUCGCCGCGCUGCGGCUAUAAAAAAUGCAAUGAUUGAGCAUUGGCUCGUAAAAAAAAAAGAGAGCGCGCGCGCCGGUCGCUUGCCUGUGCUUCAGGUUGACCUGUGCUCAUGAAUGGCCGCGCGCAGGUCAAAAACUUCGCAAUUUGUCGGGCAUAAAAGCGAGCCGUCGCCGUGCAGACGAGAGCAAACGCAACUGAGCAUUCCGGCAGCCAAGAUGUGCAAUCCACAGCAACUAGAACAACAGCAGCAGCAGCAAAAUGUGGCUGCAACCAGCUCGACCACGCCCACAGCCGCAUAUGCGCUAUACUUGCACCGCGAGGAGCUGCGGCGCCGCAAGGCGCACUCGGCCCGCGCCUCCGCCACAAAGAUACAGCUGACCAGCGAGCUGAUCGCGCGGACGAAGCAGAACAUACGAGUCUGUAGCUUUGAAGAUCUAGAGAUACUCGCCAGGGAGACAAUCUUCAAGAAGAGCCUGCAACGGCAUCUGCACUAUCGACGCAUGCAACUACAGGCCUGGCUGCUGGCCAGGAAGCAGGGCAAGAUCCUCAAACAGGAAUCGAAGAGAAGCAACUGAGAGAGCUACAGUUGAGGAGCUAAGUACUAAAAACAGCCAAAGUGAUAAAUUGCCAGUUGAAACGAAUUUCUACUCUAUAUAUAAUUGUAUAAAAACGUAUACUUUAGAUUAAAAUACAAUUUAAGCUUAAGGCAAACAUUUCCUAAGAGGGGGAAAAACAGCGCGGAAAUAUAUUUAUAUUUCCGGGCAAAACACAACAACAAUUGACAAAGUGCAGCAGAAAUAUCUAACUGAUAUAUUAAUAUAUACAAUCGAUCUAAAUCUA
Messenger RNA from Drosophila virilis, 1535 nucleotides. RefSeq lists its product as uncharacterized. The record is from RefSeq and is a predicted model, not a curated record. Lineage: Eukaryota; Metazoa; Arthropoda; Insecta; Diptera; Drosophilidae.